Messenger RNA from Lentinus tigrinus ALCF2SS1-7, 827 nucleotides. The record is from the annotation of a GenBank genome assembly. NCBI's taxonomy places the organism in Eukaryota, Fungi, Basidiomycota, Agaricomycetes, Polyporales, Polyporaceae.
CCACAUCCUCUUCUCGUCCUCAAGGAAUCCUCGAUGCACCAUUAGUAACGACUUGGCCUUCGACCCUAUUGAGGAGGCCAUAGAAGUUGUCGACCGCGGAGAAUUUUUCGUACACGACGAGGGGCGACCUCAUCAUCGCGGUGUGUGCUAUAUCUCGACUUCUGCGUGCCCCCAUCGCACCAGUACUCCCCUAUUUUUGCACACGAUCUUCCCCAUUAGCUCUUACAUCCACUAUCACUACCCCCGCUCGUUCUUGCGCCCGGGCGGGUCCUUGGCAAGGCCUCGCGAUGCGGGGGCACACGGAGUCCGUGCUGUAUUUGUGCGAGAUACCGGGGCUUCCGUGAGCGGGCGCGCUUCACGAUCGAUUCUUCUGCGCAGUAUGUAUGUGCACUCCUUCCAUCCAAGAAGCGUCAUGACGGCUCAUCUCUACACACAGGAUGACCGGGGACGGUCUCGUGGAGCGGGUCCAUAGCGAUGGGUCAGCAUGCCGUAUUCGUGGGUAUGAACUAUCGUUUGCAUGCCUUCGUUUUCCUUGCCGUGAUGGAAGUGAAGGAGGCUGGCGUUGGAAACCAACUAGGUCUGCAUGACGUACAGCGUGAGGCCCUGCGAUGGAUCAACAAGCACAUCGCUGUAUUUGGCGGAGACACAGACAAAGUCACUCUCUACGCAUCUCCUGGGGUCCGAGCUCAGGUGCGACCUCGACCAACUUGCAGAUGGUCACGAACGACGGGAACCCGGAAGGCCUCUUCCGCGGGGUGAUCAUGAGCUCCAGCUCGCCCGCUCCCACUAGAGACAUCACCAACCUGCAGCCGUACUCGAUUGUGGCG